This is a messenger RNA of Ostrea edulis (European flat oyster), 5547 nucleotides long. RefSeq lists its product as uncharacterized. NCBI's taxonomy places the organism in Eukaryota, Metazoa, Mollusca, Bivalvia, Ostreida, Ostreidae. The record is from RefSeq and is a predicted model, not a curated record. The transcript is spliced from 8 exons. Bases 2693 to 4213 code for a protein of 506 amino acids.
CCAAUUUUAAAUCUAGGGAAAUUGGGCCAUUUAAAAAAAAGGUUACCGUAUAUUUCUGACAGAGUAAAUAGGUUUUUUUUUCUUCCUAGUUUUAUUCUCCAAACCACUGCACAUGCAAAAGGUUUUGUAAAGAAUAUGUAAAACAAUAGAGGCAUCCAUAUUAGCAGAUAUGCAGCGAAGUAUAUAGCUUCCAGAUGCACAUUAAGUCAUAUUGUUUACAAUUUAUUUUGACCGCCAUUUUUUGUAGGGUCAGGCUAAUAACAGGAAGUGGCCAUCAGUAUAGGGUUUUACUAAAAUUCGAAAAAUACAAAACAGGAGAGACAUUCUGGAAACUUGAUUAUUAAUAUAAUAGUUACAAGAUUAUGGGUACAAAUGCUUGUGAAUUAAUAAUUUAUUUUUUCUUUAUGAAAUUAGACAAUAAGUAUUUUUUAGAAAAAGUAAAUAAUAUAUAUAUACAAGGUGUGACUUCCAAUUCAUAUUUAAUGUUAAAUAAUGAUUUAUUUUAUGAUUUUAAAUCAGAUCUGAAAUAAACCUCAAACAAAAAAUUGUUAUUUGAUUAUUUUAUGCAUCUUUACCAUUUUAAUUUACUAUGAAUGAUUUUUAGCUCACCUGAACCGAAGGUUCAAGUGAGCUUUUCUGAUCGCUUUUUGUCCGUCGUCUGUCUGUCUGUUAAACUUUUCACAUUUUCGACUUCUUCUCCAGAACCACUGUGCCAAUUUCAACCAAACAUGGCCAAAAGCAUCCUUGGGUGAAGGGCUUUCAAGUUUGUUCAAAUGAAGGGCCAUGUCCCUUUCAAAGGGGAGAUAAUCACAAAAAUGCAAAAAUAGGGUAGGGUCAUUUAAAAAUCUUCUUCUCAAGAACCACUGGGCCAGAAGAGUUGAAAUUUACCUGAAAGCUUCCUGACAUAUUGCAGAUUCAAGUUUGUUCAAAUCAUGGCCCCCGGUGGUAGGAUGGGGCCACAAGGGGGGAUCAAAGUUUUACAUACAAAUAUAUAGGGAAAAACUUGAAAAAUCUUCUCAAGAACCACUAAGCCAGAAAAGCUGAGAUUUACAUGAAAGCUUCCUGACAUAAUGCAGAUUCAAGUUUGUUCAAAUCAUGGGCCCCGGGGGUUGGAUGGGGCCACAAUAGGGGAUCAAAGUUUUACAUACAAAUAUAUAGGAAAAAUCUUCUCAAGAACUACUGAGCCAGAAAAGCUGAUUUUUACAUGAAAACUUUCUGACAUAGUGCAGAUUCAAGUUUGUUCAAAUCAUGGCCCCCGGGGGUAGGAUGGGGCCACAAGGGGGGAUCAAAGUUUUACAUACAAUAUAUAGUUAAAAUCUUUUUCUCAAGAACCACUGAGUCAGAAAAGCUGAUAUUUAGAAGAAACAGUUAACUUUCUGACAUAGUGCAAAUUUAAGUUUGUUCAAAUCAUGCAUGGCCCCCGGGGGGGUAGGAUGGGGCCACAAGUGGGGGGGGGGGGGUGUCAAAGUUUUACAUACAAAUAUAGGAAAAAGCUUUAAAAAUCUUCUUCUCAAGAACCAUUGGGCCAAAGAAGUUGAUAUUUACAUGAAAGCUUUCUGACAUAGUGUAGAUUCAAGUUUGCAAAGGGUAGUUUGGGCCAUAAUAGGGACUAAGGUUUUACAUGCAAAUAUAUAUGGAAAGUCUUCAGAUAUGGGCCAAGGUGACUCAGGUGAGCGAUGUGGCCCAUGGGCCUCUUGUUCCCAAAUUGAGGAAAAUGUCGCUAAUUUUUCCCAAUUCAAAAGGAGUGGUGGUAGUUUGAAAAACAAAAAAAAUCACUGAUAAUUAAAUUUUUUUUUAACUUGAAUCAAACGAAACUUGGAUAUAUUGUUGGAUACCAGCAAAGCAAGGCCCCUAUUGAUUUUGGAGAUCAAAGGUCAAGGUCACAGUGACCAAAAAUAGAUUGAAAACUUCAGACAGUAACUCGAAAAGUUUAAAACUGAAAUUAGUUCUUCACAAUUAUAAACAUGCCAUAUCAUUCCUGACUUUACAAUGUAUCCCAUGCAACUCGGCUCAUGCACCCUUGGGUGCAUAUAUUGAUUUUUUGUCAUUAUUAUUAUACGAUUAUGCAGUUUUCACAAUAUAUAGAAAAUUAUAUAUAUACGUUAAAAUAGUCACCUUUCCACCUGCAGGCUGGAAAUAUUUUUCGGACCAAAAUAUAGAGAAUCAUCAGUGUCUUAAGUUGAGACAUCGACAGAAGUUAGCAGGAAUUAUUGUGGGAGGAAUCUCUUCUCUAGUCCUGUUUAUCUGGUAGGAAGUGUAUAUGACUGUCCGUGUCGUGUAUUGGUCCGCGAAUAAUCCAGAGACCCUUCGAAUGAUCCCGAGACUAAUUAGGAAUGUCUUUGCGAACCAAUCACACGUUGCAUACAGCAAAUUCGUACUCUGUGACCUCCUUUUUGGCUGCCAUUGGAAGAGAUGAAGCCCUGUCCAAUCAAUGCACGCAAUAUUGUGUCAAAAAAAAGAGAUGAGAUGGGAAAUGAGAUGGGUUUUGGGUUGAAGAGAUUUGUAAAAUUACAUCUCCCCGACCUGCCACUCGCCAAAAUUCAUUAGGUUUGUCUUGUUCGAGUCAUUUGUACUGUAGCUGACAAUCGCCGAACAGGAAGGAAGUAUGUGCUGUAAAGACUUGGUGUAUUGUGUAUUGAAGGACCUCUCAAGUAAGGAAAAAGGCAUACAUUGGUGAUGAACUCUUCAUCUUAUGAACUGCACACUUAUGAGAAAGUGUAUGCAAACAAUAUGGAUGGCUGUCUUCUACAUGAUAACAUUGACAUGGAUGCCAGUCAUUGAUUGUAAAGUAGAAUAUGCUGAAUAUGGCAGCCAGAAGAAAUUGAAGUGUGGGUGUAUUGAUGAUGAAAUACAGACCAGGUUAUGGUAUAUGGAUGGUGCCUUACUAAUCGUGGAUGAACACCCAGAGGAUAACUGGGCACCAGAUCUUCUGUAUGAAAAUGAAACACUUCGCUUGCAAAUAUAUGGGCGUAAAAAAUACUACAUUGGAAAUGUCACUUAUGAAUGUAUUGCUAUUCUGAGGAAUGGGUCCAAGCUCUUCUGUGGGAGUUAUACUAUAAAGGCCUACGAUUGUAAAAUCGAUUCGGAAUGGACUAAACCUAAAAACAUGACAGACCUGGUGGAAGGUGCAUCUGUGAAAUUCACCUGUGAAUAUUUCUUCCACUGCGACAAAGUUAAUGAUACAGAUAAAUCAGUCUCAAUAAUCUCCUCGGCCAGGAACACCAACAGUUGUGAUGUCAGUGAGAAUGGAUUAAAACAUGAAUGCAGAUUGAAAAUUCUAAGCAUCACAGAUGAAGAUUUCAGCAAACCUGUUCAAUGCAUUGUAACUGACGGUGGACAUGUUUCUGUAUAUGAGGCAUUUCUGAUUAAGAGAGAUAAGGAAGAGAUGGUAACUCAGAUUAGUGAAACAUACAUCAUCAUUCUAGUCCUUAUAAUGCUGUUUGUCGUGUUCCUGGUCAUCGGUUGGUGUUUGAUAUGUAUUUGCCGCAGUAAGAAGUUGAAAAGGAAAUACAAAUGCCUGUCUGUGUUGGAUAACUGUCACAGUGGUAAAGAUCACAAAAACAACCAUCAAGUGCUGGUGUACAGUGUAAAUGAAGAGGAUGACUUGUUGACAACAAAACUAUCUUUCUUGCAAUGUGUUUUGAAGAAUUAUGAAUUAGCAACCUACAAUGAAAGUAUUGUUCCUGGUAAAAAUAAAACUGAGGCAUUUAGUGAAUUGGCCAGUCGUUGUGUAGCCCUAAUCAUUGUGGUUGUUGUUGACAAGCUUUCAGAAGAUGAAGACUACAGGAAUAAGUUCAACAAUAUAUUGAAAUCUAAAGUUGCCAAAGGGCAGUGCUGUGUUCGUCCUUACUAUACAUCAAUUUUCUAUGUGCAUUCAGAGUGUUGUAAAUUUAAAAAUGGCAGCAGUUCAUGCGUCAAAAAAACAAAUGAGGAGAAGAAUUUUGUUUACUUUGACAUAUGUGACAGCCAGUGGGAUGUGAAAAAGAUCACGGAGAAAUUGAGAAAGAGGCUACCUCCACGAAACAAACCUAAUGCUACAUGUAAAGGAAAUGUGAACGCCUUAGAGCAGAGUAAUGGCAGUUAUGAUAGUUUCAGUAGCUUGUCUAGUGACAAUUACCAACAAACAAAUUAUUCUCGAAUGGAAAGUGUUACAAGCUGUUCGAGUAGCACUCCCCAAUGUGAAGAUCAGAGAAAAUUCAGAUUAAUAUGUUAGAACUCUUUUUAUGCAUUGAAAAUCAAGAAAGGUUAUCAGCCAAUCAAAAUCAGUCUAGGUAGUAUAUAAUGAGCGCAGUCACUGCAGGUCCUCACUUCGUUGGUAGAAGACAAGCUGAAAACACCUUAGGUUAGACAGGGAUUAGACGUGGCUGAACAAGCUUUUCCUUCCCUAUCUCCCUAAAUAAUAAGGACAAUCUUUGUUAUAAAAGAUACAUACUUAGUUAAGUGAGCCAGCAUCUUAAUCAACAAGUUUUCCCAUCCCAUUUAGAGUUUUUAUAUUAGCUAAGAAUCAUUGCUCCGUCUCAAAGUUGUAAUUGAUUGUUUUAUUAUUUUUGUCUCUUUAACGGUUCUCAGAAGUGAUCUGGGCUUAUCCCACGAAUCAGAACAAAUCAUUUUUUGAGCAGUUAGCUCAGUUUAAGUUGUGGAAAAUAGUUUUACUUUAGUGUAUUAUUUUUUUGUUGUUAAAUAUUUUGGUAAAUCCGCUCAGUUACACGUCACAUUUAAAAUACCUGUACUUGUAUGACAUGAUUUUUACAAAUAUGAUGCCGGGCUUGUAUUAUUGUGCCAUAUGAAUGACAUAUUUAUGUCUCUGCAAAACCAGCAACAAAAAUGCACCUGUAAUUUGAUUUAUGUUAAAUGAAAUAAUUAAGCUUUUAGAUUGCGAAAUUUAUCAGAAUCUAUUCAGAUUGGGAUUUUUUUUCCAUUGACAUACUCAGUACAAUACCCCAGGAUUUUGUUUCAGUAAAAGAAGUUUUUUUUUUAAAUUUUCUUUUAAAAAUGCAGACCAAGAUAGACUUUUACUCAGUUACAUUGAUUCAGUAAAAGACCCACGGACACGGUUUUAAUCUUGUAAAGAAUUUCUCAUGAUAAAGUUAUUUUUAAAUUAGUAGAUAAAAAUAUUGAAAGUGAAUAUUGCCUCUAUAUUAUUUAUCUUAUCAAUUGAUGCAUGGUAAUCUAAUGAAAAUUGCAAGUACAUUUAAUUAACAUGUAUUUAGCAACAAAUGAUAUUGAUCACCCAUCAUACAUUACAAGCUGUAUUUGUAGGAACAGUAAGUGCAUCUUUAAAAUAGGCAUUUCAGUUCUUUGUUAUAACAGUAUCUUACAAGGUAUAAAUAAUUUAUCAUGCAGUUUUGCACCAAAUGAGUGUAUUUGAUAUGCAAAUGAACAAGAUAUUUAUUUUUAGUAUUCAUUUUAUGUAUAUACCGGUGUUCUUAUUCAUGGACAUGGCUGUAAUUGAAGAUAUGUUGUUAGACUUUAAAAAAAUUAAGUUUAAUUUUAUAGAAAAUAUACUAGUGUUGAAUAUAAUCUAAUUGAAAUUAGAUGUUAAAUCCA